AUGGAUGCAAAGCUGCUUGAGAACGCAAAAACUUUGUUUCGAUCAAAAAAUUCUAAGAAAUACUUUUACUUAGUUACCAAUAAGAUCACGAUUCUCUUACGCAACUUGGACUCUUCCAUGCUCUGCUGUAAGCGAAAGAAGAAGAAGAAGCCUGAGAAUGAUUUGAAGCAAAGAACGAAGAAUCUCAGGGACUCGCCUGAAACUCGUCCAAAGAUCAAAUUUGAUCCUUCCAACUCGCGAAGAUACAAAGAUCUCCCAAAACUUGAAGAAGAUCCGCUAUUGGAAGAAGUUUCCGAAUUGAGUGGAAAGGAACUACUCGGCAUUUCAGCAGAACAAAAACAGACGAUCAUCGACAAUUUAAGAUAUGAAACCCCAGAUGGCUUUUCUUCAGAUUUGGAAGAAGACAGCUCCUACGAAUCAUACCGACUCUUUUGUAGUCUGCCAGACAAGCUUUAUCCUGUGUUAGAGGCGAGCAAGGUGUAUCCUAAAGAAUUGAUGAGACCGGAGAAAUCUGAAGAGACCGAAAAAAGAAGCAAUUUCCGAGAAACAUGGGAGAAGACGAAAAAGGAUGUCGGCAACUAUGAGACGAUCGUCCUCAGCUGA
This is a messenger RNA of Oikopleura dioica, 603 nucleotides long. The record is from the annotation of a GenBank genome assembly. Lineage: Eukaryota; Metazoa; Chordata; Appendicularia; Copelata; Oikopleuridae.